GGGUGGGACUAUGUUUAGUUUUUAUAUGUUUACUGGACAAAGCAAGUUGAUUUUACAACUCCGUCUCAGUUUGUGCUGGUAACUUGAAUACAAGCAUGUCUAACGCGGAAAAGGGUGGCUGUGGAGGAGGUAUGGCUACAGACAGUAGAAAAGCACCUGGCCGAGCAGGCAAUCUAACAGAAGUGGAUGCCUUUUAUGGAAGUGGCAUCUCUUUGGACCCUGCAGAGGAGUACAAGUUCGACCACAAGCGCCGUGGCCUGGUGCUCAUCUUCAACCAGGAGAACUUUUUCUGGCAGCUGGGCUUGAACCCGCGCUACGGCACCAACGCUGACCGCUUCAACCUGGAGAAAAGGUUUGAAACUUUGAACUUUGAGGUCAACGCCUAUGACAAUUUGAAGAGGGAAGAAGUUUUGGCGAAGAUCACUGAAGCGGCGGAGUCUAACCACGUGGACGCGGACUGCUUCAUGUGUGUGUUCCUGAGUCACGGCGAGAACGACCACGUGUACGCGUACGAUGGAAAGAUCAGCAUCCACGACGUCACCGCCUUGUUCAAAGGAGACAAGUGCCGAAGCCUCGUCGGGAAGCCUAAGAUCUUUAUACUACAGGCUUGCCGUGGGGACCAGCAUGACCUGGCAGUGACCCCUAUGGAUGUGGUGGACAGCGAGGCGAAGGUGAACGAGGUGGUGGUGGACGCUGGUGUCCUCCACACACUGCCGGCAGGGGCGGACUUCCUCAUGUGCUACUCUGUGGCCGAAGGGUACUACUCCCACAGGGAGACGGUCAACGGCUCCUGGUACAUCCAGGACCUGUGCGACACCCUGCGGAGCUUCGGCGAGUCCCUGGAGUUCACGGAGCUGCUGACGCUGGUGAACAGGAAGGUGUCCCUGCGCAGCGUUGGCCACGCCGCCGACCGCAGCGCCAUCGGGAAGAAGCAGGUGCCCUGCUUUGCCUCCAUGCUCACCAAGAAGCUCUAUUUCCGAACCAAACAGUAGGCGACUGUACGGCGUAUCGCUGAGCCCUUGUCCCACUUUCGUUUACCUAAAGCCCAGCUUUUGGAGCUUUGAUUUUAAAAAUGAAAUUUCUCUUCCUGUACGGUGUAACCUUCUGACCAAAGCUUUCAUUUGAGUUCAAAGUGUCUUCUUUGUAUUUGAACGAACGAGAUUGCUGCAUUGAGCAUUCGCUGAUAGUUUUUAAUCAAGAGAUGGUCACUUAGUGCAGGUUUAACAAUGAUUGAGUGGAAUUCACGUGUUCAAUGCAUAUCUUUGUUAUUCAUCAAUGCUGUGAUGCCACUUAGUCCCUCACCACUUCAAAUGUCGGUACACGUUUGCUCAGUUCCAAAUAUGAUUCUGUUGUUACUAUACUGAUAUGAUGCCAGCGCCAUUUUGUAACAACCACAUCUACAUCAUGAAGUACAGUGCCUUUCUUGUUCAACCCUUGUUAUCACAGAUAUGCUGACGUGUUCAACCAAUGAGCCUAACUUUACAAAAAUGUCCCAUUCUUGAAAAGUGUAAAAACACAACGGAAGACGUAGAUAAAGUAAGACGGAAAAUGUAUCACUAACGGAUCUAAUGGACCUUUUAAGCAUAUGUCAUCAAAAAAGGGAAUUCAUGUUUGUCUUGGGAUGUAGGGCUUUAGACAGAAAAUGUCACUGAGCUUGUUUUACAAUCAGAGUCGGAGUCAAACACAUUCUUAGCAUAGAGGUGUGUGUAUGUUAAAGAUGUUGGUUUAAACCAUGCACACUGUGUGACACACUACACUUCUCAGGGAGUCAGUCCACCUGCACACACUACAUAUGCGACACAUGUGUUUUUAUAGUGUUGUGGUAUUCUAUCCUUACACGGGUUUACAUUAAACUACAUAUGCAACUGAUGCCUACAUUAAACAAAUAUAUACAAAUCAAUCCUUUAAGCCUCUGACAAGGCAAAUCCGUGUUUUCAUUUUAAGUAUGUAAUUAAGGGCCGUUUAUACAUCUAAUUUGCAUUACAAAUAGUCAUAAGAAUCAAUCUUAUGUACUUUCUGAUACCAGGUUAUGUUUGGGAUUAAAAAGGGAUCUGCAACGGCAAACUCUUGAACUAAUGAGUGAAUCGAUUUCUGUGGGAUUGCUGCCCGAUGAACAAAAAAAAUCGGAUGCAACCAAACCUUAUACGCCUCCGCGUCUAUAGAAUCAAAUAUAUUUAUACCAUUCCAUCUUAUAUACAUGCAGCAAGGACAUUUGACGAUGGCAUUCAUUGUGUCAAGCCGUUGAGUAGACCCCCCCCCCCGGCCUAAAUAGACACGUGGGCAAACCUACAGCUGAAAUCCUGGUAAACAGCCUCAUAUUUGUUCAGACCAAUAAUAUUGGUGGAGGUUGGGAUCCAGCUAUAAUGAAACCGUGGACUGGAUUGAGGCUCAGCCGCAAGUGUUUUAAAACAUGUUUGACCGAUGGAGACCUUUCUUAAGGAUAUGCUAAUACGGUACCUGACCAAUACAAUUCUAAGGAUUGAUAGCUUGUCUUAUUCUAAUCAUUACAAUGUGAAUAUAAACACUUGCAUGCUGUACUUUGGGUUCAUAUAAAGAUAUCCAGGCGUGGCUGGGUAUAGGUCAAUGAAGCGUGCCACGGACACUCUCACGCAAUCCGGAUCAUAGGGCUGAUAAGCUCAUUUUAUUUUUCUUAACAAAAAUUUCUAAUGAUGUUUAUUUACUCAAAGGUUAUAUGCACAAUAAGACAUUCAAUUUUGCCACAUAUAUGAAUGUUAUUUUUGGUAACUUGUCAGAGGCUUUAGGAACAACUCAGGAAAGUUGUUUUCCAUCCACAACCGACAGACUUAAACUGGUUGGGAGGAUUCCCCAACAGUUUCUCUUUUCAUAAAACGUGUAC
Gadus chalcogrammus (walleye pollock) is the source of this 2857-nucleotide messenger RNA. Its product is annotated as caspase-6-like. NCBI's taxonomy places the organism in Eukaryota, Metazoa, Chordata, Actinopteri, Gadiformes, Gadidae. The record is from RefSeq and is a predicted model, not a curated record. The transcript has 8 exons. Gene Ontology annotation, cellular component: cytoplasm. Gene Ontology annotation, biological process: proteolysis; apoptotic process. Bases 96 to 992 code for a protein of 298 amino acids.